AUGGCGAAAUAUGGCCAUACCACCACUCUAACUGUCGCCUACCUAGGCCCCGAAGCUUCGUUUUCCCACCAAGCAGCCAUUGAAGUCUUUCAAAAUUCCUCGUCUGGGCAUGUCGUCUCUUUACACCCUCUCCCCUCCUUCUCGACUAUAUUCUCGGCUCUUCAGUCAACCCCGUCAUCUGAACAGGCCAUAUAUUAUGACUUCGCCGUUGUUCCGAUCGAAAACAGCACCAACGGGUCCGUUGUCCAAGUCCUCGACUUGCUGGCUCGGUGCGGCCACUCCCCAACGCUCUACCCUGACUUGGAAGUCUGCGCGGAAUACUAUCUUCCUGUACAUCACUGCUUGUUCGUCUCGCCUCCUUCAGGACCGGUCUCGGCUUCUUCACGGGUCCCAGAACAGUUAGCCGAGGACAAUGAUAGGUUGAUGAGCGCAAUCCGGACGCUCUACACUCAUCCACAAGUCUGGGGCCAGUGUCACCGUUAUUUAUCUAAACAUUUCCCUCCGAAUAUCGUAGAGCGGAUUGACGUGGGAAGUACCUCUGCCGCUGCUCAGCUGGUGGCCCGCGAAUCUCACUCACAGACCCAGACUAGCAAGCCUAAGGCCACCGACGGAAUUAGUGCUUCGAUCAGCCCGAAACUCGCCGGCCAAAAACAUCAUCUACUGUGCUUAGCGGAGAAUAUCGAGGACGAGCCCGGGUCGAACACGACGAGAUUCCUUAUCGUGCGGAACCGAAAGCAUCAAAUACAGUCUGAAAGUUUUCACACGUCUUUUUUUCAGCACAGGAACCCUGUUAACGAUUUAAGAUACAAGUCCCUCAUAUCGUUCACUAUACCCCACUCCCAACCAGGCAGUCUGGCCGACGCACUGGCGGUCUUUAAACGUUACGGUUUUAACCUGACGAGCAUUGACACCCGGCCCAGCAGGACGCGGAACUGGCAGUAUGUGUUCUUUGUGGAGUGUGAGGAGGCUUGGGACGAGUCACAGGAUGGACAGGAAAACAACAGAGGGGAAGCUAAUCUCCUGAAGAUGCUUGGGGAACUGCGCAAGUUUACUGAGACUUUGAGAUAUCUGGGGAGGUUCGUGGACCAAUUGCCUAGAGGCCAGCAAGAAGACGAAGCAAAAAGGUAG
Messenger RNA from Cladophialophora bantiana CBS 173.52, 1128 nucleotides. RefSeq lists its product as uncharacterized. The coding region runs from base 1 to 1128 and encodes 375 amino acids. Gene Ontology annotation, biological process: L-phenylalanine biosynthetic process. Lineage: Eukaryota; Fungi; Ascomycota; Eurotiomycetes; Chaetothyriales; Herpotrichiellaceae. The transcript has a single exon. Gene Ontology annotation, molecular function: chorismate mutase activity; prephenate dehydratase activity. Gene Ontology annotation, cellular component: cytoplasm. The record is from RefSeq and is a predicted model, not a curated record.